CGAGGAGGCUCAGUGUGUGCAGAGGAGCUCGACUGAGGAGCAGCAGACACACAUGCUCCCGCUCUGACAUCAGCCCUUCAUCUGAGGACGAUUCCUUCUCCAAGUGUGGUCGCAGCGUUUGUUGUCGCUCUGCGGGGUGCUGACGUGCGCGCAGGAGGAGAAGAGGAAGAAGAAGAAGCGGCGGCGCCUCUCCUGUUGUUGUUGGGACUGUUUGUUUUCCAGGAGGAUGGUGCUGGACAAGGAGGAGAGUGUGUCUCUCGUCUCCCUCCAGUCAAGGGAGAAGCCGCGGGGCUGCGCCGGCUGCAACAGGAAGAUCCGCGACCGCUUCAUGCUGCAGGCGUUGGACAGGUACUGGCACGAGGACUGCCUGAAGUGCGCCUGCUGCGACUGCCGCCUGGGACGGCUGGGCUCCACCCUCUACACCCGGGCCAACCUCAUCCUCUGCCGCAGGGACUACCUGAGGCUCUUCGGGGUGACGGGGAACUGUGCAGCCUGCAGUAAGCUGAUCCCUGCCUUUGAGAUGGUGAUGAGAGCCAGAGACAACGUCUACCAUUUAGACUGCUUCGCCUGUCAGCUCUGCCGCCAGAGAUUCUGCGUGGGAGACAAGUUUUUCCUCAAGAACAACAUGAUCCUGUGCCAGCUGGACUAUGAAGGAGGCCAUCUUAAUGGCAGCGCGGAGAGGCAGCCUCAGUAAGAGCUCAGAACAGGACGACUUCAAGCCAAUUGAACCAAGAAACUCACAGCAGCACCGUUGACUCGUCAGCUUCCUGUUUCAGACUGGACCGUGUGUGGAAACAGCACAAAUGGGAAGUUUCCAGGAGCCCGUGAUUGAACUCUUAAUUAUAGAGCUGCGUCGUAAACUAUCCUGCAAACUGACGUCUCUGAUCAGACAGCUCAGAGAUCAGCACAGUGGAACUAUCAGGAGGGUGUUUUCCAGAGCGCUUAACGUGGACUCAGAUGGUUCUGCCCUUUUUCAUGCAUUCGACAAAUGAUUUGAAAAGUCUUGAAAUACUAGAUGGAUGGAGGGAAGCCAAUCAGGCCACACCAAGUCAUCCAUCACGGAGAAAAAUACUAAGCAGUCUAUUUUAGACUUCUCCCUGAUUGUCAAAUCACUCUGGCAGUUACUGAACUCCACCCUCUGGCAUGCAGGAAGCCCCAAACAAACCCAACAUGUCUGCAUAUACAGUUGGCUUGGUUCAACAAGUGAGGAGAGACGUGUCCCUCCUUCAUCUCUCUGCCUCUGGACUCUGAUGGCAAGGGACGCUUCAGAAAGCUCCGUAGUUCUGUUUGAUCUCAAGCUGUUUUUUUUUUCUCAACCAAUUAAAAUUAAUUUUAAUUUCA
This is a messenger RNA of Acanthopagrus latus (yellowfin seabream), 1341 nucleotides long. RefSeq names its product rhombotin-1-like. Gene Ontology annotation, biological process: positive regulation of transcription by RNA polymerase II. The coding region runs from base 227 to 694 and encodes 155 amino acids. The transcript is spliced from 6 exons. Lineage: Eukaryota; Metazoa; Chordata; Actinopteri; Spariformes; Sparidae. Gene Ontology annotation, molecular function: transcription coactivator activity; DNA-binding transcription factor binding. The record is from RefSeq and is a predicted model, not a curated record. Gene Ontology annotation, cellular component: nucleus.